Daktulosphaira vitifoliae (grape phylloxera) is the source of this 1693-nucleotide messenger RNA. Its product is annotated as Kv channel-interacting protein 2-like. Gene Ontology annotation, molecular function: calcium ion binding. Bases 419 to 1276 code for a protein of 285 amino acids. The transcript is spliced from 11 exons. NCBI's taxonomy places the organism in Eukaryota, Metazoa, Arthropoda, Insecta, Hemiptera, Phylloxeridae. The record is from RefSeq and is a predicted model, not a curated record.
CCUCCGGGCCGGAUGUUGUGAAUUGCGAGUGCCGCCUUUGUAGUGAGACCAAAACGUCUUCACGUUCGUAUUCGCCCACGUUGUCAAUGAUUUUAUCUACUCAGACGAAUGUUAAAAAAUAAUUGUCAACUUAAGUAGAGUUUUUCAUUGAUGCAAAUCAAAAAAAAAUCAACUUAUUCAAGGGAUACUUCUUUAUAAUCAAGGGAUGCACGAUAUCUUUACCUAUCAUUUAGAUAUUAUAUGAUAACAUAUUUUAUGCCCUUGUAACACUGGUAAGGAUUUUGAUCAAUUUUGGAGACAUGUAAUUGGAUUUCAGAACAAACGGAAAUAGCUAUUAAAGUGAUACAAAUAUAAUAUGAUCAUUGUAGUGUUCACGAUUAACGAUCUUUGAGUGAAUGAUUUAAACUUAGACGGUGUAAUGUACAGCGUAGUGGCCCACCAAAAUUAUGGCCGAGAGCGGCGGGAACGACAACAAGCCCAACAACAUGGACAUCAAUCGCAACAACAUCACCACAAUCAGCAGAGUGGUGCACCAAGUGGAGGAAGUGGAGCAGGGCCAAGUUCAGCUAAGCAAACCUCAUCACAGCAGCAUCCAGACGGGCGGAGGAGAUCGCAAAGGCAUCGGAACUUAUCAAUUACAGUGCGGUUCCUUAAUUAUCUCAAGCGAAGAUUUAAUCGCACUCCAGAAGAAGAUAUUGAUGAUUUUAAUAUACAAGUGUCCCGGUAUAGACCAGAAGAAUUGUCAAAGCUCACUAAAAUCACUAAAUUUAACAAAAAAGAAAUUCAAUUAAUAUAUCGAGGUUUUAAGCAGGAAUGCCCUACCGGUAUGGUUGACGAAGACUCAUUUAAAACUAUUUUUUCACAAUUUUUUCCACAAGGUGACGCAACUCAAUAUGCACAGUAUGUCUUCAACACUAUCAAAAGAAAUCAGUCUGGAAAAAUUAGUUUUGAAGAUUUUUUGGCCAUACUUUCAAAAGUAUCUCGCGGUAGUGUUCAAGAAAAACUACACUGGAUAUUUGGCUUGUACGAUCUAAAUAAAGAUGGAGUAAUCACAAAAAAAGAAAUGCAAGAUGUGGUGCAUUCCAUUUACAGCAUGUUGGGUAGACAUACAAACCCACAGACUGAUGACCAGACUGCAAAGGAUCACGUGGACAGAAUUUUCCAUUUGAUGGACAAGAACAACGACGGAAACGUAACUUUGGAUGAAAUGGUCGCUUGGUGUAGCCGUGACGAGGGUAUUCUACAGUCAUUGGAUACUCUGGACACAGUGUUGUGAAAUGAGCCACGCUCGCCCAACAUGCGCAUAGGUACGCGUGGCCGGGCGAGCCUGUUUAAUUGGUGAACACUUACGUUUCAUAAGGCAUUUAUUGCGAACGUCGUGUGCCAUUCAGACAUAUUGCUUCGUAUGCAACGUUCCUAUCAACAUUUCCCUAGUAACUACACUGACCGUUUAGGAGGUCAAUUGGAAACAAUCGUAACGUUGUCACUAUCACUACUGUCGUUACCAACUAUGUGCAAACACCAACCGUUGGCAGAUACUAUUUUCCUAUGCUGUUAUAAUUUAUUUUGGCGUGAUCGAAUGUUGUUUAAGUUUUAACGAUUUUUCAAUUUCUUAUUAUUGUUAUUAUAAUGUAUGUAACCGUAGACAGAUGUCAUUUGAUGGUAACCGACGAAAGUACUAUAUCGUUUCAUA